AUGAGUACUAGCAACCACAACGGCUUUACUAACGGAGCUACCCAUGCUCUAAAUGGCAUCCCUCGCCGAUACUACUUACUGAGGGAUGGAGAAGCUGGGAGAUCGGAAGUGCUAUGGCUUGAACGCUUCGAUAAAUUUACCGCAAAGGUCGGAGCAAGUAUUAAUUGGCACUUUGAGCGUGGUCAAGUUGAAUCUAGCGACGAAGAACUUUGGAUCGCUACACUCUUAGUCAAUGGCCAUCAAUUGGAUGUUCGGGGUCAAGGACGAAAGCAACAGGGAGCAAAGGCUCACCUUGUGGAACAACUCGAAGUUAACGGACAUAUGCUCCUAGCAACGCUUUUCGGUAUAAUUGUUGCCCUUGAAUAUUUGGAGAGGGCGUACGUGAGGGAUGCCAUCAACGCUGCCGAGUACACCCCAGCUUGUACAAGACUUUUAUCUCAGUAUAAGACUAUGCUGAAGCUAGUUGGAGACUCGGUGCCAAGUGUAGAAGAAUUCAUGCGACGGUACAACAUGGACCACCCAGCUGCCCUUCAUCGAGUUCAGGUUGGUGUACCUGCUACUAUUGAACACUCUUCCGAUCAGCAGGGAUCCGCGGAGACUGCCAAAUGGGUAGCCGAGACAACCCAAAGCUUCAUUACAUUUAUGGACGCACUCAAUCUCAAGCUGAGGGCGAAGGACCAGCUACAUCCUCGCUUGCAGGAGCUCAUGACUGGAUAUGCCAGGUUCAAAGACUCGGCUAAGUGGGAAGGGCGAGGUAAGAUUGUCAGCUGGCUUAUUACACUCAAUGCAAUGAAAGCAUCGGAUGAGAUAAGCGAGGACCAAGCGCGUCAGCUUCUAUUUGAUAUUGACCAUGCGUAUCACGAGUUCUUCAGCUCACUGGGAGGAGGAAAAGAUAGCUCUUAG
Rhizoctonia solani is the source of this 903-nucleotide messenger RNA. RefSeq names its product vacuolar protein sorting-associated protein 28. Gene Ontology annotation, molecular function: protein-containing complex binding. NCBI's taxonomy places the organism in Eukaryota, Fungi, Basidiomycota, Agaricomycetes, Cantharellales, Ceratobasidiaceae. Gene Ontology annotation, cellular component: ESCRT I complex. The record is from RefSeq and is a predicted model, not a curated record. Gene Ontology annotation, biological process: protein transport to vacuole involved in ubiquitin-dependent protein catabolic process via the multivesicular body sorting pathway. The transcript is spliced from 7 exons. Bases 1 to 903 code for a protein of 300 amino acids.